This is a messenger RNA of Symphalangus syndactylus (siamang), 3045 nucleotides long. RefSeq names its product zinc finger SWIM-type containing 2 (gene ZSWIM2). Gene Ontology annotation, molecular function: zinc ion binding; ubiquitin protein ligase activity. NCBI's taxonomy places the organism in Eukaryota, Metazoa, Chordata, Mammalia, Primates, Hylobatidae. The record is from RefSeq and is a predicted model, not a curated record.
AGUGAGCCGAGCAGAGGGAUCGCCUCCGCCCGCACCCAGCAUGCUUCGCCGAGGCUAUAAGGCCUCUGAAAGGCGAAAACACUUGAGCGAGAGGCUCAGCUGGCACCAAGACCAGGCGCUGAGUAGCAGCAUCUACCUCCUACGAGAGAUGGGCCCCACUGGCUUCCUGCUGAGGGAGGAGGAGCCGGAAUACAUGGAUUUCCGAGUUUUUCUAGGAAAUCCUCAUGUUUGUAACUGUUCCACAUUUCUGAAAGGAGGGGAACUUUGUAAGCAUAUCUGCUGGGUCUUGUUGAAAAAAUUCAAGCUUCCAAGGAACCAUGAAUCUGCUUUACAGUUGGGUCUUGGAGAAAGAGAGAUAAGUGACUUGCUUCGGGGGAUACAUGGAGUUCAAACUCCCCAACCAGGAACAAAUGACGAAAAUGAACAUGUUGAAGAAGAUGGGUACAUUAAACAGAAGGAAAUUGAUUCAGAGGAUAUCUGCUCUAUUUGUCAAGAGCUACUUUUAGAGAAAAAGCUUCCUGUCACCUUUUGCAGGUUUGGCUGUGGCAAUAGUAUUCAUAUAAAAUGCGUGAAGAUCUUAGCUAAUUAUCAGAGUACAUCAAACACUUCCGUGUUGAAAUGUCCUCUGUGCAGGAAAGAGUUUGCACCAUUAAAACUGAUUUUGGAGGAAUUCAAAAACUCUAGCAAACUUGUAACUGCAGCAGAGAAAGAGAGACUGGACAAACACCUUGGAAUUCCCUGUAAUAACUGCAAGCAAUUUCCAAUUGAGGGGAAGUGUUAUAAGUGUACCGAAUGCAUAGAAUAUCACUUAUGCCAGGAAUGUUUUGAUAGCUGCUGCCAUCUUUCCCACACGUUUACAUUUCGUGAGAAAAGAAACCAAAAAUGGAGAUCACCAGAAAAAACAGCAGAUGAAGUUGUCAAAUACAUAGAUACUAAAAGUGAGAUAGAAGAAAAGGUGUCACAUUUUCAAGAAAAGCAAGGCCAAGUUUACACACCAAAACACAUUGUAAGAUCACUGCCUCUCCACCUGAUUACUAAGAAUAGUAAGCUGCUUGCUCCAGGCUACCAGUGUCUACUUUGCUUGAAGGCAUUUCAUCUUGGUCAACAUACAAGAUUGCUACCAUGUACUCACAAGUUUCACAGGAAGUGUAUUGACAAUUGGUUAUUCCACAAGUGCAAUUCAUGCCCUAUUGAUGGACAAGUUAUAUAUAACCCUUUAACUUGGAAAAAUUCAGCAGUGAAUGGAAGAGCACAUCAGUCUGUUUCAAACAGAGACAUCAUUCGUCUAUCAAAGCAGAAAGAACCAGAUCUUUUUAUUCCUGGUACCGGAUUAGUCUUAAAGCAAAAUAGACUUGGAAUUUUACCUAGCAUACCUCAGUGUAAUUUUGAUAAACUGAAUACACCUCAAAGCCCAAAAGAUGCCUAUGAGAAUAUAACAAUAGAUAAUCUAUUCUCUAUCAAAUUAGAUAAUUCAAAUUCAAGAAAAUUAACCUAUGAAUAUAAAAUUAGCCAACAUUUUCCCAGGUAUCUUCAAGAUUUACCCACUGUAUCAUUUGGGAAAAUACCAUCCCAAACACUUCCUCCUAUUGUUCAUAAGAAUAUUGUAUGUCCCACUGCAAUGGAAAGUCCAUGCAUCAGUGGAAAGUACCACACUAGUCAAAGCCGGAUGACCAAAGGCUGUAAAUGUAAUAACCACAACCUAAAGAAGACUCCUGGCACUAAAAUAAGAGAGGACAACAAGAGAUCAACUUUGCUUACAGAGGAUUUCAAUCUUAUUGUCAAUUGGAGCACAGCUAAACUUAGUUUGUCUAAAAGGUAUAAUAACUGCAUGGGGGAAAUUACACGAAAAUGUAGUCAUCUAUCAAGACAGCCUGUGUCUCACUCUGUAAAUACAAAAAGUACUGAGCUAUCUUUAAUAAUAGAAGGAGUUCAAUUGUGAAAAAGUUUACUAUCUGAAAAUAUUUGAAUGUUGAAUAUAAAAACAUGUUUUAUACAGAACAUAAAAAGCACAUAUAGUCUUGACAAAUGUAUAUAAAAGUCUCUGUUGGAAUUUGCUUACUUACCUAUAAACAGGUCACUACACUUAAAGGAAAUGAUUCUGUUACUUAUACGACUUACAGCAUUAGGUGUCUUCAUGAGUAUAUUCAGGGUGUUAUAAAUAAUGAAUAAUUUUUAGAGCCUUUAUCUUAUUUUACUCUGAUUUUAAAAAUGUUUUACUUAAAUUAAGGAAAUAGAUUUUUCCUACUUUGAGUCACUGUUUUCAAAUAUUUUCCAUGGUAGCACAUAACAUGCAGGGAUUACUCCCUGGUACUUCUGUAUUUUUUGCAUUUUUCUUGCAGUACUAAUUACCACAAACCUAUAAAAAAAAAACCUUGAAAAACUCCAUAAAGGAGUUUUCUUAUACAUAAAAUGAAACACUAUCAGCUAUGUCACAUUUAUAAUGGUCUUAAUGUUUUAUUUUCAAGAAACUUAUAUAAUUACUACCAAAUUUCUUGAUACAAUCACUAUUAUCGACGGAUCUGUUAUUCAAAAUCUCUAUUUUCAAAGUAACUAUUGUUUCAAAAUGUUCAUUUGAAAAAAUGUAACCCUUAGAUUUUUGUUUAUUUUUAAAUUAUAUGGCUCAGUUUCUUUUCAAAUAUUUUUAAAAUUAUUGAUGCUAUAUUGAUUUUUAUUAUGUCACAAGGAAAAACAUCACAUGAUAUUUUUUAUCAUGGUAAUAAUGGAAUACGUAGGUCUAUGAAACAAAUGUUGAAGAUAUCAAGCAAAAUUCUUUGAAAAGAGCAUUUGCAUUUAAAUAAGUGAUUAAAUUGAGGUUAAUUACAAACAGAAAGUAAUUAAUAAAAUGUAGUUCAGAAACAAUAAGAGUUAAUUAUAAUAUGAGCUGCAUUUGAAAAUUGAAUGAGUUUGUCUUGCUUCUGACAUACAGAUGGAUGGCCAAAUAUAUUUGUCAGCAAUUCAGAAUUUUAUUAGCCUAUCUGUCUUGAAAGAUAGAGUUAAGGAAACUGCAAAAUAAUCUUCCAAUUAAUAAAAUAUUAUUUAUGUUCC